UGUGGGCACGCGAGCCACUUGACGUGAUUCAUAGUGAGCUGCGGCUUUUUCGAGAAAGACGGUGCCGCCCUGUUUUCAGUUGAUGCGUCCCCUUUAAUGUGAAAGUAGAAGUCUCGAGGCGGCGGCGGCGGCGGAGGAGACAGCGCUCUGGAAAGGGGCGAGGCGCGCGCACUGGGAUCUUAAAUGCGCUGCGAUGUCCAAACCUGCAGCCUACGCACCUGAACGACCGGGGGGCCGGACGACGAUGAUGGCGACUUUUUUCAUGAGAGACAUGACAAAAUAAGGCAAGAGCCUGCAAAGAGUGUGUCACUGGCUGUGGUGAAGGUGCGACGUCCGUCAGUGUGUACAGACGGUAGCUGUGUACACACAGGGGGGAGCGAGACGGGGGGAUGAAAGGACUUCCUCUGAAUGUUAAAAUAACCCUCGGGAGAAGAAGACCCCUUCGGAUAAACAUACAUGCAUCUCCGCGCCAAGAGGAAAAGGCCGGGGGCUUCGGGUGAUGUAGCGGGGUGGACCCGACUUGUCUCCAUUGGGCCCCAAUACGCAUCAGCGCUGAGCGGAGGGAGUCCCUCUUCUAGACUGUAAACAAGCCUUCCACGUCGUCGGCAGCCGAGCGCCACAAUAAAUAGCUCAUCAAACGAUUUUGUGAGCAGGCCCGCGGUGAAGGACCCGUUGCACCGUAGGCCCUCGGAGGCCCUACAAGGGCCCCACCCUGUCUGAACACUGCAGGUUCCGUCCGCCUCCAGAAUGACAGUUGCCACGGGUGACCCCGUCGACGAGGCUGCUGCGCACCCGGGUCUGCCCCUCGAACACUACGACCCGGACCCGGACCACGAGUGCUGUGAGCGGGUGGUCAUCAACGUUUCGGGCUUGCGCUUCGAGACCCAGUUGAAGACCAUCUCCCAGUUCCCCGAGACCCUGCUGGGCGAUCCAAAGAAGCGGAUGAGGUACUUCGACCCGCUGAGGAACGAGUACUUUUUCGACCGCAACCGACCGAGUUUCGACGCCAUCCUCUACUACUACCAAUCGGGAGGCCGGCUGCGUCGACCCGUCAACGUGACUCUCGACAUCUUCUCCGAGGAGAUUCGGUUCUACGAGCUGGGCGAGGAGGCGAUCGAGAUUUUCAGGGAGGAUGAGGGCUUUAUCAAAGAAGAAGAGCGGCCCCUUCCGGAAAACGAGUUCCAAAGACAAGUGUGGCUGCUCUUUGAAUACCCAGAGAGCUCGGGUCCCGCUCGCAUCAUCGCCAUCAUCUCCGUCAUGGUGAUCCUCAUCUCCAUCGUGAGCUUCUGUCUAGAGACCCUGCCCGUUUUUCGCAACGACGACGAGGAGAUGCACAAAGUCUAUCCGCCUCACUACAACCAGACCUACGUCUACACCUCGACAUACUUCACCGACCCCUUCUUCAUCCUGGAGACCCUCUGCAUCAUCUGGUUCUCCUUUGAGUUCCUGGUGAGGUUUUUCGCGUGUCCGAGCAAAGCCGGGUUCUUUGGCAACAUCAUGAACAUUAUUGACAUCGUCGCCAUCAUUCCCUACUUCAUCACCCUGGGAACAGAGCUGGCCGAGCGACCAGAGGACGGCCAGGCGGGCCAGCAGGCCAUGUCCCUGGCCAUCCUGCGCGUCAUCCGUCUCGUCCGGGUGUUCCGUAUCUUCAAGCUCUCCCGUCACUCCAAGGGGCUGCAGAUUCUGGGGCAGACGCUCAAGGCCAGCAUGCGGGAGCUGGGCCUACUCAUCUUCUUCCUCUUCAUCGGAGUCAUCCUCUUCUCCAGCGCCGUCUACUUCGCCGAGGCGGAUGAGCCGGACUCCCAGUUCAGCAGCAUCCCCGAGGCCUUCUGGUGGGCUGUGGUCUCCAUGACCACGGUGGGCUACGGGGACAUGGUCCCCACCACCAUCGGGGGGAAGAUCGUGGGGUCCCUGUGCGCCAUCGCCGGCGUGCUGACCAUCGCCCUGCCCGUGCCCGUCAUCGUCUCCAACUUCAACUACUUCUACCACCGCGAGACGGAGGGCGAGGAGCAGGCGCAGUACCUGAACGCCCCCAGCGUGCCUAAGGUGGAGUCGGCGGAGGACCUGAAGAAGAACGGUCGGAGCGGCAGUGGCUCCACCAUGAGCAAAUCGGACUACAUGGAGAUCCAGGAGGCGGUGAAUCACACCACUGAGGAGUUCCGCCCCGAGACCAUGAAGACAGGCAACUGCACCCUAGCCAACACUAACUAUGUUAACAUCACCAAAAUGCGUACGGAUGUAUAACCUGAGCUGAACGGCCUUUGGUUCGAUGAGGAGGUAUGUCUGACGGCGAGGGAGGAGGUCUUCUUCCUGCUGAUCUACAUGUGGGGCCCCAGACAGGGUGUCCAGAACAGAUCGGUCCAGGGGACUACGUGGGCCAGGGUCCCAAUAGGACAUGUAACAUCUAUCACGGGAUAACUGGCUGCCAUCCCAUUCCCCUUUUUUCAAACUUUCAGUGUCUGCAUGGAUUAUCUUUGUGACUAUUCAGUAAUCAACUCUUCUUACAGUGGUAGCCUAAAAGUAGCCUAACCAGUAAUAAUCAAUAGUAUAGAAGCAUUAAGUGUCCAGCGGUUGGCAUUAUCCUGCUCAAACUGCCGUUUCUAGAACUUGCACAAACAUAUGUUUUCCGCCUUACAAAAAAUGUAGUACAACGGUAAACAGGAGCACUAUCUCUUGCUCUUAUUUCCAGGAACCUGACUCCUAACUAGAUAGCACAGCAUCUCAAAGGUGUUGAACGCAUCGGUACGCUUUUUCCCCACUAUAUCAGCCAAUUCUGAUCCCUGCCUUCUCAGAGGCGUGGUUCAUGGAUGACCACGCUACAAUCCCAAUCCACAGUAACACGAUACCUUUUAACUGCCAACUCUAACUUCAAGGGGAUGUAAGCACACACGCCAGAUAAGCCUCUGCCUCGCCCAGUGCCUGUCUGUAGUGUUUGCAGGUGGAUUAGGGGGCGGAAAAAAGCAUCUCCUUCCACGCAGAGAGAAUGUUCCAUUUAUUUAUUGAUAUGAGUAAAUUUGAUGUGCUACUUUUUUAUUGAUUACUGUCCUUCAGGAAUGGUAUGGAUGUGUGGAUGUUUCCCUUUGAGGUUGAGUGCCUGUUGGUUAAGGCAGGCAGAUGGUUGGGAGAGACACUGCCCACCACAUCGGUAGUGUUGUGAGUGCCUACUAGGUCUACCCCUCUCUUACACUUGUGUCUCUCCCCACCCCCCUUUUCUCUUUAACAGAACACUGUUAUUAACAACUGCCCAGCAACAACUGUCUGUUUUCCUACUUCAUAGCAUUCCAUUUUUGUAGUGAUAGAUACAAGAGUAUGUUUUUGAUAAAUCAUUUAUGUUCCUUUUUAUUUUGAGCAGUUAGCAUCACAUGGUUGAACUUUUAUGGCUGUGAACCUUGGUAGUAUAGAAUGUAGGCUACUACAGAUCAUUUAAUAUGUAGAUCAACGAUGCAUUAAUAAUUUCUAAGAGGCAUUCCAUUAGCAAAGACCUUGGACAAUUAUAUAGAAGUUUCCGAAGCUAGAGAGAAUCAAUUUACGAAACAUUUCAAGUUUGACAACUUAGCUAGACCAGCCAUGACAGAUUUGCAGUAUCCAUAUAUAUAUAUGUAGAGAGAUAUAUAGAUAUCUCUCUAUGUAUAGAUAUAUAUAUCAGCAGAGAGGGAUUGGCAAGGUGCAGCUCUAUUACUUUUAGUUUUGUUUAUCUUCAU
Messenger RNA from Gadus macrocephalus (Pacific cod), 3701 nucleotides. It is a transcript of the gene kcna2b, whose product is annotated as potassium voltage-gated channel, shaker-related subfamily, member 2b. NCBI's taxonomy places the organism in Eukaryota, Metazoa, Chordata, Actinopteri, Gadiformes, Gadidae. Gene Ontology annotation, molecular function: delayed rectifier potassium channel activity; protein binding. Gene Ontology annotation, cellular component: voltage-gated potassium channel complex; axon terminus; membrane. Bases 748 to 2244 code for a protein of 498 amino acids. The transcript has 3 exons. The record is from RefSeq and is a predicted model, not a curated record. Gene Ontology annotation, biological process: protein homooligomerization; potassium ion transmembrane transport.